GUACGGAAUGCUGCAUGGAGAUUGCUCGUGUAGCUAAGAAUGCUAUAGUCAAUGGGAAGAAUUAAUUUGGCAGAGGGGCGUUAUAGACUUCUAAAAUACAACAUUUCGUUAUAUUCUUUAGAAAAAUGGACAGGACUAAUCUCACCUUUUGCUCAUAAGCCGAAAAUAAUCCCACAUUUGGAUUAUUCCAUAAUAAUCCCACCUUUCUACCCUAUUUGCUCAUUUUGGUCCCUAUGGCCGAUAACCGGUUGAAUAUGUAGUGAACAACUCAAACCCAAUUCACCACCAUUUCUGAUCUACUCACAAGCACAAUGCCACCUGCCCCACCACCCCCUCCCUUCUCUCCUCCCCCCUCCUCUCCAAUUGGCACUCCACUCGCGCCACCUACUAUGCCACCAGCGACCCUCGACAUCGUUGGCUUUGGCGAUCUGGAGAAGGCUGACUACGGUAAAGACAUUGUCAAGCUGAGCACUACUUUCUCCAAAGGCUAUAUCUGCUACCCCAGUUUUGAGGUCUGUUGUGUUGUUGACAGAGGUUUGGUGGUGGUUGGUAGCAGUGUGGUUGUGUUGUGAUGGUGUGGAGCGAAAUGGGGUUGUUGCCAGUAGUAGUGGUGGGGGGUGGUGUUGUUGGGUGGGUCGUGGUGGUCAUUUGUGUGGGUGGUUUUAGGUGUGGUUGGGGUUGUUGGGUUGGUCGUGGUGUUUGUGGGUUGUUCUACCAAUCACCAACUUAUUUCAAUAGGUCAACGACCAAAAUGAGUAGAUAUGGUACAAUGGUGGGUUUAUUAUGGAAUAAUUCAAAUGUGGGACUAUUUUCGGCUGAUGAGCAAAAGGUGGAAUUACUCCUGUCUAUUUUUCAUCAUUCUUUUUAAAUUAGGGAAAAUUUCAAAAAACUACCUUUUAUAACACAAAAAUUUCAAAAAACUACCUUUUAAAUUUUUUUUUCAAAAAACUACCUUAUAUAAGAAAUCUGUUUCAAUAUACUAUCACUUAAGAGUAAAAGUUAUGUUUGACCGUUAAGUGAGGGUUGACUCUCACAUGGUAGGUCACGUGACCUCUUAACCAUUUUUCUCUCUUCAAUUCUGAUCUCCCUCGCCAAAAAAAAAAAAAAAUCUCAGAGUCUCUCACCUCAUUGACACACAAGCCAUGAAUUUCUCUUCACAAUUACUACACUCCAUCUACCAAAAUUGAAGAAGGGAUAUUAAUAAGGUGAAUUGAAGAAGGAAUUCGGUAUGUCAUUCUUUUUUAUUUUUUCUUAUUGGCUUUAUCUGGGUAAAAAAAUUGACACUUUUAUCUGUUUUAAUUGGGUAAAUCGCAUCUUAGGGUUUAAGGGGAAUUGAUGGUUAAAUUAAAAUGAACAAAUAAUUAAAGUAAUUAUGUGGUAAAUUGAUGGUAAUAUUGUAAUGAAUGUAAUCUACAGUGCGUGUUACUAGAGUAAACCAAAGAGGAAAGUCUUGGAGGAAGCUAAAAAGAAAACAGAACAUGCAUUCCUACUUUCCAUUUUUCAGAUUUUUUUCAUCUUCUUUGCUUCCUCUACUAAAAUUGUCCCUCAAUUUAUCUCAAUUAAGAAAGGAAAUAAAUUUAGGAAUUUCAAGUAACCUUAAUCAAUUAAUCAUUAAAGCAAAUGCUUUUGCAUAAUCUGAUAAAGAGCGAAGAACAAUAUAGAGAAGAUGAGGGGAGAGAUUGUAGGGAAGAGAAUAGGGUUUUCAUGAAAGAGGUGUCAAUGUGAAGUCAAAGGAAAUGUGAAAAAACGAGAAAGAGAUCAGGAUUGAAGAGAGAGAAAUGGUUAAGAGGUCACGUGACCUACCAUGUGAGAGUCAACUUACAUUUAACGGUCAAACAUAACUUUUACUGUUAAGUGGUAGUAUAUUGAAAGUUGAAACAGAUUUCUUAUAUAAGGUAGUUAUUUGAAAAAAAAAAAUUAAAAUGUAGUUUUUUGAAAUUUUUAUGUUAUAAAAGGUAGUUUUUUGAAAUUUUCCCUUUAUAUUAUUAUAUAAUAUUCUUUUUCUUGGGUGUUUCAGCAAGGUUUAGGCUAUGUUCAGUUCAUCUUAUUUUUGCUUAUUUCAGAUCAGAUCAGAAAAAAUUAGUUCAGAUCAGAAAAAAUAAGUUCAGAUCGGAUCAUGCUUAUAUUUAAAAAUCAUUAUACUAUUAAAUAUUUUUCAUUACAUAUUAGUAAAAAUUAUAAUAAUUGAAUAUUAAUAAAGUACUCAUUGAGACGAAUCAAACAAGACCCCAUAUGACUAUAUUUUUUCUUAUAUAUUGAGAAAAAAUCUAAAAGAUCAGAUCUUGUAAUCAAAUCAGAUCAGUUUAGAUCAGAAAAAAUAAAUUUAGAUCAGAUUAGAUAAGUUCAGAUCAAAAAAUUUCAGGUGAACUAAACAUAGCCUUAAUUUCUUUCAUUUUAACUCUUCGAAUGAUUAUGUAUAAAUGGGCACUAAAUCUUGGGUUCUGUUUUAUGUUGCAAUCAGUACUUGCAGUUAUUGUACUUUAUGUUGGGGAACUACAUUUCACGUCAAGUUUCUGGACCUUUGACAUUCCUCCAGCUUUUUCUGGUGAAUGGAAGAAAGAAAAAGUGGGAUUUGUUAUUAUUGUCAUUAAGUGAAGUUGGUAUUUAAAAGUAGUAACAGUCAACAAUUUAAUACAUUUUUAUUUCAAGUGCUGCAUCAUUGUUGAUUAGCAAUUAUGAGCUCUCUGCCAAAUGCAAUCUACACUUUCAUAUACAUUUGAAGCAACCAAGCAGGUGAAAUGUCGUCUUCUUCCUUGCACCAACCAUCUGACAAAUCUUAAGCUUCAAACAAACUCUUUUUCUCUUUUUAAGAGAGAUUAUCUUUUCUGAAGCUCAAAUCUUCCCACCAUCAGUCCCUCUAAUAUCUCCAUGAUGGAAACUAUAACUCUUGAAACUGGAGAUGCAGAUUCCAAUUCUGUAGUUGAUGUCUCUCGGCCAUUUCACUCAGUCAAAGAAGCUGUUGCUAUUUUUGGCAAACGCAUUCUCCUCAGAGAAAUCCCGUCACGUUUGGAACCCCCAAGUUCUGAUAUAGGUGAAGUUACAUCACCUUCAUCUGAGUUUACGCCAAGUUCAGAAAAAGCCCCUGGUUUUGCUGUCGAAAUUUGUUCAUCAGAGUUCAUGGAAACUCCCGAUAGAACUCUGAGCAUUGCUAGCAAAGGAACUGUAGACUCAUCUGUUGAACAACCUGCACCAAGUCCUCGAACUCCGGAAAAUGUGAACCAUUCUCCAAGUUUUUCCUCUGGAAAGGACAUACCGCCACCUCCAUGCAUUUCUAGUAAAGGAAUUGUAUCCUCAUCUACGAAUGAACCUGCACCAAGUCCUCAGAAUCUGAAAAAUGAUAGCCAUGGGAAGAUAGUACAUGGGAAUGAUCUAGUUAUGAUGUUAAUGAUAUUAAAGAGGCUAGAAAGCGAGCUGCAGGAAACGAAGAUGGAACUGAAGCUGCUGAAGGAGAGAGAAUCAAAGACUGAGGUAGCAUUGGCUUCCUUGAAUGCAGAGCUCCACAAGAAUAUGUCUAAGAUUGCCAAGGUUGAGGCUACUGAAGCAGUAAAUGCAGUAGCUAAUCCAGCAGCGACAUUCACUGAUGAAGGAACUCGAGAGAUAAGUUCUCGAGAUGAGGAGAGGAAAAAAUUUGAAGUGAUGUUGAAAAAUGUGGAUUCCCCAACUUUAGCUCAAAUAUUGAGCAUUAGCGAUUACGAUUGCUAUUUUGGGCACAACAAAAAGGUGAAAAAAGCGAUGAAGAAGAAGCCUAUUAUUCCAUUGGUGACUGAUAUAAUUCCGUGGAGGAAGAGAUCACCACCAAGCAAUUCUAUCUCUCGUCCUUUUUUUUACUUGGCAGUGACCCCUUUUAUUUUCCUUCUCGCUUUAGCAUUGGAAUAGUCACAAUAAGUGCAACCAAGUUCUAAAUGGUAAAAAAAUUUCACUCUUAUUAAAAAAAUAUGCCACAAAAAAGCAAGAGGGGGUUACAAUUUUUUUGUUUCACCACUCUACUUUAUUGUAGUCCCAAACUUUCUCUCUAUGCAUUUCUUGGUAUAUGUGUACUUUCUCUAUGUUUCACUUAUUGUGAAACGAAAAAAGUAUAUCAGUUCAUUUUGUGUGGUCAAGUUGUUAAGCGUUCAACAGUUAAAGAAGAAAAUUAAAAGAAGAGAAGGGAUAAAAAAUA
Molecule: messenger RNA, 4159 nt
Organism: Beta vulgaris subsp. vulgaris (sugar beet)
Lineage: Eukaryota; Viridiplantae; Streptophyta; Magnoliopsida; Caryophyllales; Amaranthaceae
Exons: 1
Coding region: 2869-3876 (335 amino acids)
Source: RefSeq, a predicted model, not a curated record